UUUUAUUAAUGACAAUAUAAGUCAAAUUACGACUAUCACAGAUUUGCCCGAGUUACGAUCGACCGCGGUGAGUUUAGUUUGCACUCAGCAAAAUGAAUUAUUUAAUUUCGACAAAUGUUCAUCUUACUUAAAAUUAAUUCGGAUCGGUGCAUAUGUACUCCGCUUUAUAUUAAACUCACGCACUAACUCUGAGCGUAAACAACUCCGCCAAACCGGUUCGCUAUCAGUGGACGAGUUGGAGGCAUCACGGCGUAUGCUAGUUAGAUUCGCACAGAUGCAAUCAUUUCCGGACGUGUAUGAUUGUUUACUUAAAAAUAAACCGCUUAAGACGAGUAGUAAACAAUAUAAUCGUAUCUCCGGUCUUAACGUGUUUUUAGACGAUCGUUAUAAGUUACAAGUGAUUAGAGUCGGUGGUAGAUUGUGUAAUUCAACAAGUUUCGAUUACAACAAAAAACAUCCCGUGUUAUUGUGCAGUAAACAUAGGUUGACGGUGUUGUUAUUCAAAUAUGAACACAAGCGGCUGUUGCACGGCGGACCGCAGCUACUCUUAUCUACUUUGCGUGAAUGUUGGUGGCCGUUAGGUGCGCGAAAUUUGGCAAGGAAAAUCGUUCGAGAAUGCGUUACCUGUAUUCGAAUGAAAGAUCCUACUGACCUAAACCCACUCACGCCUGCUCAUUUCCUAAUUGGUCGGCCGCUGACCUGCCCUGCCAGCGAGGACCUGACGGACGAGGAGCCAUCCCGCCUGUCUCGCUACGCCAGGAUCGAAGCCCUCCGUCAACACUUCUGGCGUCGGUGGGCCAAGGAGUACGUUGCGGAGCUCCAGCGACGAACCAAGUGGAAGACGAAGAAGGACGACAUAGCCUUAAACAGCCUCGUCCUAAUCAAAGACGAUAACCUGCCUCCUCUCAAAUGGCGGUUAGGCCGAGUCACGCGUCUAUAUCCCGGAGGCGACGGCGUGAACCGUGUCGCCGACAUACUCACGGCGACAGGGACGAUACGACGCAGCUUUUCAAAGAUCUGCCCGCUGCUAUCCGAGCCGGCAGACCACAACGAAUGAAGACCAUUUUGGGAGCUGGUGCUCCCAAGGCCGGGGGCAUGUUCACGCAUCACGUAGCGACAUCUAGCGGCGCUACGACUGCAACUCCCGCGCAGCCCCUCUCCGCGCUCAUCCUGUGGCGUCCAUUCGCAUCUCUAUACGGCACGAUUAACACCUUACUCGUUGCAUUUAAUAUUUAAAUUUAUAUCGAGUCAUUUUACGUAAUAAACGUAUAUUUAAAA
Messenger RNA from Leguminivora glycinivorella, 1278 nucleotides. RefSeq lists its product as uncharacterized. The record is from RefSeq and is a predicted model, not a curated record. The transcript has 2 exons. NCBI's taxonomy places the organism in Eukaryota, Metazoa, Arthropoda, Insecta, Lepidoptera, Tortricidae. Bases 254 to 1057 code for a protein of 267 amino acids.